Notodromas monacha is the source of this 1327-nucleotide messenger RNA. The record is from the annotation of a GenBank genome assembly. Lineage: Eukaryota; Metazoa; Arthropoda; Ostracoda; Podocopida; Cyprididae.
AGUACAUCUUUGCAUCGUUAUACGUUUAUAGGUACAAAAUGUGGAUUCUAUAUUCCGAAUUUUGCCAGUGAUAAUAUGAGUGGUUCUUGCUUGUUCUAGUUAGUCCGGUAUUGUUAUUUCGAUUAAAAUCCAAUGCUUUGAAUGGUUAUUUGAGUCGAAAAUGACCGCUCAUUUGAGACACCUGAAGCUGCUCAAUUCGCCAUGUUGCUGUCGCCGAAUGUCCGGAGUCGGAGGACUGGAAACAGUCAGCUAUGGGUUGGGGAAGUUUUCGCCCGUUUUCUCUGGUCUGCGAAUUGCGGAUGGGCUUCCGAAUAAUAGGCUUACGUCUGGUGCCGUCGAAAGGCCGAAGGAUCACGGCUUUUGGGACCCAGAUGCAUAUGAUCAACAGAAAUCGCGAACAGUUGCGUUGGAGCGUGAAUUUGGACUAUCGUCUGCUAUUUCGUCGCAACAGUUUUUCUCCAUGAGCUGUGAAAACAAUCCCUUUCAAGCGAGGCAGCAGACUCUCGGAUACUCCACUGCUGAGCGUCCCGCUCUGAAACUAGACAGAAACCGUAUUGAUCCACUGCGUAGUGAAACGUCGAAAGAGGGCUCUCUAAAUACCGGCCCUAAAAAACCAUCCGCAGAACAACUUGAAGUUAUUUUACAAACGCUUGCUGACGACUUGCCGAACGUCUUCGUGAAGCCGUUGAAUUUUAAAAUUUACCAUCCAGAUAUCAUUUUUGAAAAUCACAUAAGGAACACAUGCACGACACGUGUUCAAGCCCUGUUACAAGUAUCUCUGUUCACUCCUCGUAGGGGUAUUGUAGCAUACUCGCAACAAGUGGGGUUCCUGCGCACUGUCGGUCACUUCAAAUAUGCCUAUGUGAAGUUUGAUGUAUUAAAAAUUACGAAGCACCCUGAAGAAGGAACUGUGAAAGUUCGAUGGCGGAUUCGCGGCAUGACGGGAUGGAGAGUCAUGGUACUGUUCUGGCGAUACAAAAUUUUGAGAUACCAAAAAAUGAUGGACGAGCAACAUGAAGUAUGGCACGAUGGAUUCUCAAUCUUCCACGUUGAGGAUGAUGGUUUAGUUUCCAAGCACGUAGCUAUGAAAUUUAUGCCAGACGACGAAUCGGAAAAGGUGAACAAAAGCAGCAUUGGAACUGCACUGGCAGCCCUGAUUGGUCUCGAAUUAGCACCUCGUGAAUUUGCCCUGGAAGGUCUAUCAAACGGUGCGCUUUUGUCCACAAAGAAGGAGCUCUGCGAAUCCUCAAGCCCGAAAGCUCCACAAGAUGCUUCUGAAGAUCAAGGGAGAUGUUCUGAAGGGCCUGGUUGUCGCCUGUGUUUGUGA